Penicillium salamii is the source of this 2061-nucleotide messenger RNA. The record is from the annotation of a GenBank genome assembly. Lineage: Eukaryota; Fungi; Ascomycota; Eurotiomycetes; Eurotiales; Aspergillaceae.
AUGGGACUCUUAGCCCUUGGAACAGCGCUGGAAUGGCCCGACGCCAAGCAGAAGGCGGGCCAGGUCCGCGAGUGGGGUAUCGAGCAAUUGCUUGCCAAUUGGCGCAAGGCUCGAGGUAAAGAGCGUGAUGCGCUGCUAUGGGGCGACGAGGUUGAAUACCUCGUGGUAGCCCUCGACGAUGCGGCAAAGAAGUCUCGUCUAUCUCUCGCUCAGGCCGAGAUCCUGAAAUCGCUAGCAAGAGACGAAGCAUUGUGGAAGUCCGGAUCUGGGGACAAUAAGAAGCACGCGGAUCACGACGGAGAGGAACCACCUCAUUUCCAUCCCGAAUUUGGCCGCUUCAUGCUGGAGGCAACGCCGGGACAGCCGUGGGGAAUUGGGUUCAAAGACCUGCUGAAGGUGGAGUCAAAUAUGAAGUGGAGACGCGAAGUAGCAAAGGCGCACAUGGCUCCGAACGAAGUUCCCAUUACCUUGACGACCUUCCCCCGCCUGGGGACUAAGGAUGAUUACAUACAGCCAUACUACCCUCCAUCUGGACCAGCUCUUCGCUCUCAAUUUGUUCCCGAUGAGAUUGCUAACCCCCACAUCCGAUUCCCCACGUUGGCAGCCAACAUUCGAUCACGGAGAGGGCGUAAAGUCGAACUUAAUGUCCCUGUUUUCCAUGACACAAACACCCCUCGACCUUUCAAGGAUCCAACUGUGAACUACGACCUCCACAACUGGCCUGAGGACGACGAUGUUCGUAAUGGCGCUGCCAAGGAUGACCAUGUUUACAUGGACGCUAUGGCAUUUGGAAUGGGUAGUUGUUGUUUACAAAUCACUUUCCAAGCAAAGAAUAUGACAGAGGGCAGGAGGCUCUAUGACCAAUUGAGUCCACUGGGCCCCAUCCUUUUGGCUUUAACUGCUGCCACGCCCAUCUAUAAGGGUUUCUUGGUGGACACAGAUGUGCGAUGGAACCAAAUUGGAAAUGCAGUGGAUGAUCGGACCCGGGAAGAGCUGGGCGAAGCUGUGAGUACAUGCGAGUCUCGCUUCUCAGAUAGCCGAACUAAUGUAUCACAGCCCCUCCAAAACGACCGAUGGAGAAUCCCCAAGUCUCGAUACGCCUCAAACUCGACCUAUAUCUCUCAGGAUCCUCGUCUUCGAAAAGAGUACUUUGAUCCCGAUCUAGUCGUCGAUGAGAGUAUCAAGAAACGCCUCAUGGACGGGGGAAUGGAUGAUCUCCUAGCCACCCACUUCGCACAUCUGUUCAUUCGUGACCCAUUGGUGAUCUUCUCCGAGGACCUCGAGGAGCUAGAUCUCAAUAAGAGUGAUCACUUUGAGAAUUUACAAUCUACUAAUUGGCAGCAUAUGCGCUUCAAGCCACCUCCACCUGACAAGGACGACAUUGGCUGGAGAGUCGAGUUCCGCUCCAUGGAAAUCCAGAUCACGGACUUCGAGAACGCAGCAUUCAGCAUUUUCAUUGUACUGAUCACACGUGCUAUCCUGAGUUUCGAUCUCAACUUCUACAUUCCGAUUCAACGCACCACGGAGAACAUGGAAACGGCACAUGCACGUGAUGCUGUAAAUGAUCGCCGAUUCUGGUUCCGCAAGGACCCAUUCGCCAGCAUAGUCCCCAGAAGCGCGCAGCAAUCGACCAACGGCAGCACCCUCUCUUCGGGAACCUCAUCGGCCGUCAACACCCCUCCCCCGUCACCACCUCUGGGACCGGUGGAAACAGAGUUCGAUCUGAUGACCAUUGACGACAUUGUCAAUGGAUGUGCGGAUGGAUCGUUCCCGGGUCUGAUUCCCCUUGUGGAAUCAUACCUCAACAGCGUCAACGUAGAUGUUGAGACAAGGUGUUUCUUGGCCAGUUAUCUUGACCUGAUCCGGAAGCGAGCCAACGGAACUCUCUGGACCGGCGCUCGAUGGAUGCGUGAAUUUGUGGCGAAGCAUCCUAGCUAUAAGCAGGACAGUGUUGUAUCCGAGGAGAUCACAUACGACUUGGUUAAGGCCGUUGAGGAAAUGACUAUCAAGGAGGGCAAAAAUGGAUCGGUCGGGUGGGAACUUCUUCGAGGCCGGAAGUAG